This is a messenger RNA of Schistocerca nitens (vagrant locust), 17523 nucleotides long. RefSeq lists its product as uncharacterized. Gene Ontology annotation, biological process: cell differentiation. The coding region runs from base 1 to 17523 and encodes 5840 amino acids. The transcript has 5 exons. NCBI's taxonomy places the organism in Eukaryota, Metazoa, Arthropoda, Insecta, Orthoptera, Acrididae. The record is from RefSeq and is a predicted model, not a curated record.
AUGCUGUUGCAGUGCAGUCUCAUCAGAAAAUCAGAAACAGCUGCGCAGAAGCGGCUGCGCAGGAACAGCUGCGCAGAAGCGGCUGCGCAGAAGCGGCUGCGCAGAAGCGGCUGCGCAGAAACGGCUGCGCAGAAGCGGCUGCGCAGAAGCGGCUGCGCACAAGCGGCUGCGCACAAGCGGCUGCGCAGAAGCGGCUGCGCAGAAGCGGCUGCGCAGAAGCGGCUGCGCAGAAGCGGCUGCGCAGAAGCGGCUGCGCAGAAGCGGCUGCGCAGAAGCGGCUGCGCAGAAGCGGCUGCGCAGAAGCGGCUGCGCAGAAGCGGCUGCGCAGAACCGGCUGCGCAGAAGCGGCUGCGCAGAAGCGCCUGCGCAGAAGCGGCUGCGCAGAAGCGGCUGCGCAGAAGCGGCUGCGCAGAAACGGCUGCGCAGAAACGGCUGCGCAGAAACGGCUGCGCAGAAACGGCUGCGCAGAAUCGGCUGCGCAGCAGCGGCUGCGCAGAAGCGGCUGCGCAGAAGCGGCUGCGCAGAAGCGGCUGCGCAGAAGCGGCUGCGCAGAAGCGGCUGCGCAGAAGCGGCUGCACAGAAACAGCUGUGCAGAUGCAGCUGCGCAGAAACAGCUGCGCAGAAACAGCUGCGCAGAAACAGCUGCGCAGAAGCGGCUGCGCAGAAGCGGCUGCGCAGAAGCGGCUGCGCAGAAGCGGCUGCGCAGAAGCGGCUGCGCAGAUGCAGCUGCGCAGAAACAGCUGCGCAGAAACAGCUGCGCAGAAACAGCUGCGCAGAAACAACUGCGCAGAAGCGGCUGCGCAGAAGCGGCUGCGCAGAAGCGGCUGCGCUGAAGCGGCUGCGCAGAAGCGGCUGCGCAGAAGCGGCUGCGCGGUAGCGGCUGCGCGGAAGCGGCUGCGCGGAAGCGGCUGCGCGGAAACGGCUGCGCGGAAACGGCUGCGCGGAAACGGCUGCGCGGAAGCGGCUGCGCGGAAGCGGCUGCGCGGAAGCGGCUGCGCGGAAGCGGCUGCGCGGAAGCGGCUGCGCGGAAGCGGCUGCGCGGAAGCGGCUGCGCGGAAGCGGCUGCGCGGAAGCGGCUGCGCGGAAGCGGCUGCGCGGAAGCGGCUGCGCGGAAGCGGCUGCGCAGAAGCGGCUGCGCAGAAGCGGCUGCGCAGAAGCGGCUGCGCAGAAGCGGCUGCGCAGAAACGGCUGCGCAGAAACGGCUGCGCAGAAACGGCUGCGCAGAAACGGCUGCGCAGAAACGGCUGCGCAGAAACGGCUGCGCAGAAACGGCUGCGCAGAAACGGCUGCGCAGAAACGGCUGCGCAGAAGCGGCUGCGCAGAAGCGGCUGCGCAGAAGCGGCUGCGCAGAAGCGGCUGCGCAGAAGCAGCUGCGCAGAAGCAGCUGCGCAGAAGCAGCUGCGCAGAAGCAGCUGCGCAGAAGCAGCUGCGCAGAAGCAGCUGCGCAGAAGCAGCUGCGCAGAAACAGCUGCGCAGGAACAGCUGCGCAGGAACAGCUGCGCAGGAACAGCUGCGCAGGAACAGCUGCGCAGGAACAGCUGCGCAGGAACAGCUGCGCAGGAACAGCUGCGCAGGAACAGCUGCGCAGGAACAGCUGCGCAGGAACAGCUGCGCAGGAACAGCUGCGCAGGAACAGCUGCGCAGGAACAGCUGCGCAGGAACAGCUGCGCUGGAACAGCUGCGCAGGAACAGCUGCGCAGGAACAGCUGCGCAGGAACAGCUGCGCAGAAACAGCUGCGCAGGAACAGCUGCGCAGGAACAGCUGCGCAGGAACAGCUGCGCAGGAACAGCUGCGCAGGAACAGCUGCGCAGAAACUGCUGCGCAGAAACUGCUGCGCAGAAACUGCUGCGCAGGAACAGCUGCGCAGGAACAGCUGCGCAGGAACAGCUGCGCAGGAACAGCUGCGCAGGAACAACUGCGCAGAAACAGCUGCGCAGGAACAGCUGCGCAGAAACAGCUGCGCAGAAACAGCUGCGCAGAAACAGCUUCGCAGAAACAGCUGCGCAGAAACAACUGCGCAGAAACAGCUGCGCAGGAACAGCUGCGCAGAAACAGCUGCGCAGAAACAGCUGCGCAGCAACAGCUGCGCAGGAACAGCUGCGCAGAAACAGCUGCGCAGGAACAGCUGCGCAGAAACAGCUGCGCAGAAACAGCUGCGCAGAAACAGCUGCGCAGAAACAGCUGCGCAGAAACAGCUGCGCAGAAACAGCUGCGCAGAAACAGCUGCGCAGAAACAGCUGCGCAGGAACAGCUGCGCAGAAACAGCUGCGCAGGAACAGCUGCGCAGGAACGGCUGCGCAGAAACGGCUGCGCAGAAACGGCUGCGCAGAAACGGCAGCGCAGAAACGGCUGCGCAGAAACGGCUGCGCAGAAACGGCUGCGCAGAAGCAGCUGCGCAGAAGCAGCUGCGCAGAAGCAGCUGCGCAGAAGCAGCUGCGCGGAAGCAGCUGCGCGGAAGCAGCUGCGCGGAAGCAGCUGCGCGGAAGCAGCUGCGCAGAAGCAGCUGCGCAGAAGCAGCUGCGCAGAAACAGCUGCGCAGAAACAGCUGCGCAGGAACAGCUGCGCAGGAACAGCUGCGCAGGAACAGCUGCGCAGGAACAGCUGCGCAGGAACAGCUGCGCAGGAACAGCUGCGCAGGAACAGCUGCGCAGGAACAGCUGCGCAGGAACAGCUGCGCAGGAACAGCUGCGCAGGAACAGCUGCGCAGGAACAGCUGCACAGGAACAGCUGCGCAGAAACAGCUGCGCUGGAACAGCUGCGCAGGAACAGCUGCGCAGGAACAGCUGCGCAGGAACAGCUGCGCAGGAACAGCUGCGCAGAAACAGCUGCGCAGAAACAGCUGCGCAGGAACAGCUGCGCAGGAACAGCUGCGCAGGAACAGCUGCGCAGGAACAGCUGCGCAGAAACUGCUGCGCAGAAACUGCUGCGCAGAAACAGCUGCGCAGAAACAGCUGCACAGGAACAGCUGCGCAGGAACAGCUGCGCAGGAACAGCUGCGCAGGAACAGCUGCGCAGGAACAGCUGCGCAGAAACAGCUGCGCAGGAACAGCUGCGCAGAAACAGCUGCGCAGGAACAGCUGCGCAGAAACAGCUGCGCAGGAACAGCUGCGCAGAAACAACUGCGCAGAAACAACUGCGCAGAAACAGCUGCGCAGGAACAGCUGCGCAGAAACAGCUGCGCAGAAACAGCUGCGCAGAAACAGCUUCGCAGAAACAGCUGCGCAGAAACAGCUGCGCAGGAACAGCUGCGCAGGAACAGCUGCGCAGAAACAGCUGCGCAGAAACAGCUGCGCAGGAACAGCUGCGCAGGAACAGCUGCGCAGAAACAGCUGCGCAGGAACAGCUGCGCAGAAACAGCUGCGCAGAAACAGCUGCGCAGAAACAGCUGCGCAGAAACAGCUGCGCAGAAACAGCUGCGCAGAAACAGCUGCGCAGAAACAGCUGCGCAGAAACAGCUGCGCAGAAACAGCUGCGCAGGAACAGCUGCGCAGAAACAGCUGCGCAGGAACAGCUGCGCAGGAACAGCUGCGCAGGAACAGGUGCGCAGGAACAGGUGCGCAGGAACAGGUGCGGAGGAACAGGUGCGCAGGAACAGCUGCGCAGGAACAGGUGCGCAGGAACAGCUGCGCAGGAACAGCUGCGCAGGAACAGCUGCGCAGGAACAGCUGCGCAGAAACUGCUGCGCAGAAACUGCUGCGCAGAAACUGCUGCGCAGAAACAGCUGCGCAGGAACAGCUGCGCAGGAACAGCUGCGCAGAAACUGCUGCGCAGAAACUGCUGCGCAGAAACUGCUGCGCAGAAACUGCUGCGCAGAAACAGCUGCGCAGGAACAGCUGCGCAGGAACAGCUGCGCAGGAACAGCUGCGCAGAAACAGCUGCGCAGAAACAGCUGCGCAGGAACAGCUGCGCAGGAACAGCUGCGCAGGAACAGCUGCGCAGGAACAGCUGCGCAGAAACUGCUGCGCAGAAACUGCUGCGCAGAAACUGCUGCGCAGAAACAGCUGCGCAGAAACAGCUGCGCAGGAACAGCUGCGCAGGAACAGCUGCGCAGGAACAGCUGCGCAGGAACAGCUGCGCAGGAACAGCUGCGCAGGAACAGCUGCGCAGGAACAGCUGCGCAGAAACAGCUGCGCAGAAACAGCUGCGCAGGAACAGCUGCGCAGAAACAGCUGCGCAGGAACGGCUGCGCAGGAACGGCUGCGCAGAAACGGCUGCGCAGAAACGGCUGCGCAGAAACGGCAGCGCAGAAACGGCUGCGCAGAAACGGCUGCGCAGAAACGGCUGCGCAGAAGCAGCUGCGCAGAAGCAGCUGCGCAGAAGCAGCUGCGCAGAAGCAGCUGCGCAGAAGCAGCUGCGCAGAAGCAGCUGCGCAGAAGCAGCUGCGCAGAAGCAGCUGCGCAGAAGCAGCUGCGCAGAAGCAGCUGCGCAGAAGCAGCUGCGCAGAAGCAGCUGCGCAGAAGCAGCUGCGCAGAAACAGCUGCGCAGGAACAGCUGCGCAGGAACAGCUGCGCAGGAACAGCUGCGCAGGAACAGCUGCGCAGGAACAGCUGCGCAGGAACAGCUGCGCAGGAACAGCUGCGCAGGAACAGGUGCGCAGGAACAGCUGCGCAGGAACAGCUGCGCAGGAACAGCUGCGCAGGAACAGCUGCGCAGGAACAGCUGCGCAGGAACAGCUGCGCAGAAACAGCAGCGCAGAAACAGCCGCGCAGAAACAGCCGCGCAGAAACAGCCUCGCAGAAACAGCCGCGCAGAAACAGCCGCGCAGCAACAGCCGCGCAGCAACAGCUGCGCAGCAACAGCCGCGCAGGAACAGCCGCGCAGGAACAGCCGCGCAGGAACAGCCGCGCAGGAACAGCCGCGCAGGAACAGCCGCGCAGGAACAGCUGCGCAGGAACAGCUGCGCAGAAACAGCUGCGCAGAAACAGCUGCGCAGGAACAGCUGCGCAGGAACAGCUGCGCAGGAUCAGCUGCGCAGAAACAGCUGCGCAGAAACAGCUGCGCAGGAACAGCUGCGCAGGAACAGCUGCGCAGAAACAGCUGCGCAGAAACAGCUGCGCAGAAACAGCUGCGCAGAAACAGCUGCGCAGAAACAGCUGCGCAGGAACAGCUGCGCAGAAACAGCUGCGCAGAAACAGCUGCGCAGAAACAGCUGCGCAGAAACAGCUUCGCAGAAACAGCUGCGCAGAAACAGCUGCGCAGAAACAGCUGCGCAGAAACAGCUGCGCAGGAACAGCUGCGCAGAAACAGCUGCGCAGAAACAGCUGCGCAGAAACAGCUGCGCAGGAACAGCUGCGCAGAAACAGCUGCGCAGAAACAGCUGCGCAGGAACAGCUGCGCAGAAACGGCUGCGCAGAAACAGCUGCGCAGAAACAGCUGCGCAGAAACAGCUUCGCAGAAACAGCUGCGCAGGAACAGCUGCGCAGAAACAGCUGCGCAGAAGCAGCUGCGCAGAAACAGCUGCGCAGAAACAGCUGCGCAGAAACAGCUGCGCAGAAACAGCUGCGCAGAAACAGCUGCGCAGGAACAGCUGCGCAGAAACAGCUGCGCAGGAGCUGCUGCGCAGGAACAGCUGUGCAGGAGCAGCUGCGCAGGAACAGCUGCGCAGGAACAGCUGCGCAGGAACAGCUGCGCAGGAACAGCUGCGCAGGAACAGCUGCGCAGGAACAGCUGCGCAGGAACAGCUGCGCAGGAACAGGUGCGCAGGAACAGGUGCGCAGGAACAGCUGCGCAGGAACAGCUGCGCAGGAACAGGUGCGCACGAACAGCUGCGCAGGAACAGGUGCGCAGGAACAGGUGCGCAGGAACAGGUGCGCAGGAACAGCUGCGCAGGAACAGGUGCGCAGGAACAGCUGCGCAGGAACAGCUGCGCAGGGACAGCUGCGCAGGAACAGGUGCGCAGGAACAGCUGCGCAGAAACAGCUGCGCAGAAACAGCUGCGCAGAAACAGCUGCGCAGAAACAGCUGCGCAGAAACAGCUGCGCAGAGACAGCUGCGCAGAGACAGCUGCGCAGAGACAGCUGCGCAGAGACAGCUGCGCAGAAACAGCUGCGCAGAAACAGCUGCGCAGAAACAGCUGCGCAGAAACAGCUGCGCAGAAACAGCUGCGCAGAAACAGCUGCGCAGAAACAGCUGCGCAGAAACAGCUGCGCAGAAACAGCGGCGCAGAAACACUCUAUAGCCUCCGUGAAGUCUCAUCAGAAAAUCAGAAACAGCUGCGCGGAGACGGCUGCGCAGAAGCGGCUGCGCGGAAGCGGCUGCGCGGAAACGGCUGCGCGGAAACGGCUGCGCGGAAACGGCUGCGCGGAAACGGCUGCGCGGGAACGGCUGCGCGGGAACGGCUGCGCGGGAACAGGUGCGCGGGAACAGGUGCGCGGGAACAGGUGCGCGGGAACAGCUGCGCAGGAACAGCUGCGCAGGAACAGGUGCGCAGGAACAGGUGCGCAGGAACAGGUGCGCAGGUACAGGUGCGCAGGAACAGGUUCGCAGGAACAGGUGCGCAGGAACAGCUGCGCAGGAACAGCUGCGCAGGAACAGGUGCGCAGGAACAGCUGCGCAGGAACAGCUGCGCAGGAACAGCUGCGCAGGAACAGCUGCGCAGGAACAGCUGCGCAGAAACAGCUGCGCAGAAACAGCUGCGCAGAAACAGCCGCGCAGAAACAGCCUCGCAGAAACAUCCUCGCAGAAACAGCCGCGCAGAAUCAGCCGCGCAGAAACAGCCGCGCAGGAACAGCCGCGCAGGAACAGCCGCGCAGGAACAGCUGCACAGGAACAGCUGCGCAGGAACAGCUGCGCAGGAACAGCUGCGCAGGAACAGCUGCGCAGGAACAGCUGCGCAGGAACAGCUGCGCAGGAACAGCUGCGCAGAAACAGCGGCGCAGAAACACUCUAUAGCCUCCGGUUACAGGAGCGUACCUCCAUGUUCAAUGUUUUUUGGGCAGUUGAACAUUGCAGUCUCAUCAGAAAAUCAGAAACAGCUGCGCAGAAGCGGCUGCGCAGGAACAGCUGCGCAGAAGCGGCUGCGCAGAAGCGGCUGCGCAGAAGCGGCUGCGCAGAAGCGGCUGCGCAGAAGCGGCUGCGCAGAAGCGGCUGCGCAGAAACGGCUGCGCAGAAGCGGCUGCGCAGAAGCGGCUGCGCAGAAGCGGCUGCGCAGAAGCGGCUGCGCACAAGCGGCUGCGCACAAGCGGCUGCGCACAAGCGGCUGCGCAGAAGCGGCUGCGCAGAAGCGGCUGCGCAGAAGCGGCUGCGCAGAAGCGGCUGCGCAGAAGCGGCUGCGCAGAAGCGGCUGCGCAGAAGCGGCUGCGCAGAAGCGGCUGCGCAGAAGCGCCUGCGCAGAAGCGGCUGCGCAGAAGCGGCUGCGCAGAAGCGGCUGCGCAGAAACGGCUGCGCAGAAACGGCUGCGCAGAAACGGCUGCGCAGAAACGGCUGCGCAGAAACGGCUGCGCAGCAGCGGCUGCGCAGAAGCGGCUGCGCAGAAGCGGCUGCGCAGAAGCGGCUGCGCAGAAGCGGCUGCGCAGAAGCGGCUGCGCAGAAGCGGCUGCGCAGAAACGGCUGCGCAGAUGCAGCUGCGCAGAAACAGCUGCGCAGAAACAGCUGCGCAGAAACAGCUGCGCAGAAACAGCUGCGCAGAAGCGGCUGCGCAGAAGCGGCUGCGCAGAAGCGGCUGCGCAGAAGCGGCUGCGCUGAAGCGGCUGCGCAGAUGCAGCUGCGCAGAAACAGCUGCGCAGAAACAGCUGCGCAGAAACAGCUGCGCAGAAACAACUGCGCAGAAGCGGCUGCGCAGAAGCGGCUGCGCAGAAGCGGCUGCGCAGAAGCGGCUGCGCAGAAGCGGCUGCGCAGAAGCGGCUGCGCGGAAGCGGCUGCGCGGAAGCGGCUGCGCGGAAACGGCUGCGCGGAAACGGCUGCGCGGAAACGGCUGCGCGGAAGCGGCUGCGCGGAAGCGGCUGCGCGGAAGCGGCUGCGCGGAAGCGGCUGCGCGGAAGCGGCUGCGCAGAAGCGGCUGCGCAGAAGCGGCUGCGCAGAAGCGGCUGCGCAGAAGCGGCUGCGCAGAAGCGGCUGCGCAGAAGCGGCUGCGCAGAAACGGCUGCGCAGAAACGGCUGCGCAGAAACGGCUGCGCAGAAACUGCUGCGCAGAAACAGCUGCGCAGGAACAGCUGCGCAGGAACAGCUGCGCAGGAACAGCUGCGCAGGAACAGCUGCGCAGAAACAGCUGCGCAGAAACAGCUGCGCAGGAACAGCUGCGCAGGAACAGCUGCGCAGGAACAGCUGCGCAGGAACAGCUGCGCAGAAACUGCUGCGCAGAAACUGCUGCGCAGAAACAGCUGCGCAGGAACAGCUGCGCAGGAACAGCUGCGCAGGAACAGCUGCGCAGGAACAGCUGCGCAGGAACAGCUGCGCAGGAACAGCUGCGCAGGAACAGCUGCGCAGGAACAGCUGCGCAGGAACAGCUGCGCAGAAACAGCUGCGCAGGAACAGCUGCGCAGAAACGGCUGCGCAGGAACGGCUGCGCAGGAACGGCUGCGCAGAAACGGCUGCGCAGAAACGGCUGCGCAGAAACGGCAGCGCAGAAACGGCUGCGCAGAAACGGCUGCGCAGAAACGGCUGCGCAGAAGCAGCUGCGCAGAAGCAGCUGCGCAGAAGCAGCUGCGCAGAAGCAGCUGCGCAGAAGCAGCUGCGCAGAAGCAGCUGCGCAGAAGCAGCUGCGCAGAAGCAGCUGCGCAGAAGCAGCUGCGCAGAAACAGCUGCGCAGAAACAGCUGCGCAGGAACAGCUGCGCAGGAACAGCUGCGCAGGAACAGCUGCGCAGGAACAGCUGCGCAGGAACAGCUGCGCAGGAACAGCUGCGCAGGAACAGCUGCGCAGGAACAGCUGCGCAGGAACAGCUGCGCAGAAACAGCUGCGCAGGAACAGCUGCGCAGAAACAGCUGCGCUGGAACAGCUGCGCAGGAACAGCUGCGCAGGAACAGCUGCGCAGGAACAGCUGCGCAGAAACAGCUGCGCAGAAACAGCUGCGCAGAAACAGCUGCGCAGGAACAGCUGCGCAGGAACAGCUGCGCAGGAACAGCUGCGCAGGAACAGCUGCGCAGAAACUGCUGCGCAGAAACUGCUGCGCAGAAACUGCUGCGCAGAAACAGCUGCGCAGAAACAGCUGCGCAGGAACAGCUGCGCAGGAACAGCUGCGCAGGAACAGCUGCGCAGGAACAGCUGCGCAGAAACAGCUGCGCAGAAACAGCUGCGCAGAAACAGCUGCGCAGGAACAGCUGCGCAGAAACAGCUGCGCAGGAACAGCUGCGCAGAAACAACUGCGCAGAAACAACUGCGCAGAAACAGCUGCGCAGGAACAGCUGCGCAGAAACAGCUGCGCAGAAACAGCUGCGCAGAAACAGCUUCGCAGAAACAGCUGCGCAGAAACAGCUGCGCAGGAACAGCUGCGCAGGAACAGCUGCGCAGGAACAGCUGCGCAGAAACAGCUGCGCAGAAACAGCUGCGCAGGAACAGCUGCGCAGGAACAGCUGCGCAGAAACAGCUGCGCAGGAACAGCUGCGCAGAAACAGCUGCGCAGAAACAGCUGCGCAGAAACAGCUGCGCAGAAACAGCUGCGCAGAAACAGCUGCGCAGAAACAGCUGCGCAGAAACAGCUGCGCAGGAACAGCUGCGCAGAAACAGCUGCGCAGGAACAGCUGCGCAGGAACAGCUGCGCAGGAACAGCUGCGCAGGAACAGGUGCGCAGGAACAGGUGCGCAGGAACAGGUGCGGAGGAACAGGUGCGCAGGAACAGCUGCGCAGGAACAGGUGCGCAGGAACAGCUGCGCAGGAACAGCUGCGCAGGAACAGCUGCGCAGGAACAGCUGCGCAGAAACUGCUGCGCAGAAACUGCUGCGCAGAAACUGCUGCGCAGAAACAGCUGCGCAGGAACAGCUGCGCAGGAACAGCUGCGCAGAAACUGCUGCGCAGAAACUGCUGCGCAGAAACUGCUGCGCAGAAACUGCUGCGCAGAAACAGCUGCGCAGGAACAGCUGCGCAGGAACAGCUGCGCAGGAACAGCUGCGCAGGAACAGCUGCGCAGGAACAGCUGCGCAGAAACAGCUGCGCAGAAACAGCUGCGCAGGAACAGCUGCGCAGGAACAGCUGCGCAGGAACAGCUGCGCAGGAACAGCUGCGCAGAAACUGCUGCGCAGAAACUGCUGCGCAGAAACUGCUGCGCAGAAACAGCUGCGCAGAAACAGCUGCGCAGGAACAGCUGCGCAGGAACAGCUGCGCAGGAACAGCUGCGCAGGAACAGCUGCGCAGGAACAGCUGCGCAGGAACAGCUGCGCAGGAACAGCUGCGCAGGAACAGCUGCGCAGAAACAGCUGCGCAGGAACAGCUGCGCAGAAACAUCUGCGCAGGAACAGCUGCGCAGAAACAACUGCGCAGAAACAACUGCGCAGAAAUAGCUGCGCAGAAACAGCUGCGCAGAAACAGCUUCGCAGAAACAGCUGCGCAGAAACAGCUGCGCAGAAACAGCUGCGCAGGAACAGCUGCGCAGGAACAGCUGCGCAGAAACAGCUGCGCAGAAACAGCUGCGCAGGAACAGCUGCGCAGAAACAGCUGCGCAGAAACAGCUGCGCAGGAACAGCUGCGCAGAAACAGCUGCGCAGAAACAGCUGCGCAGAAACAGCUGCGCAGAAACAGCUGCGCAGAAACAGCUGCGCAGAAACAGCUGCGCAGAAACAGCUGCGCAGGAACAGCUGCGCAGAAACAGCUGCGCAGGAGCAGCUGCGCAGGAACAGCUGCGCAGGAACAGCUGCGCAGGAACAGCUGCGCAGGAACAGCUGCGCAGGAACAGGUGCGCAGGAACAGGUGCGCAGGAACAGGUGCGGAGGAACAGGUGCGCAGGAACAGCUGCGCAGGAACAGGUGCGCAGGAGCAGGUGCGCAGGAACAGCUGCGCAGGAACAGCUGCGCAGGAACAGCUGCGCAGGAACAGGUGCGCAGGAACAGGUGCGCAGGAACAGGUGCGCAGGAACAGCUGCGCAGAAACAGCUGCGCAGAAACAGCUGCGCAGAAACAGCUGCGCAGAAACAGCUGCGCAGAAACAGCUGCGCAGAAACAGCUGCGCAGAAACAGCUGCGCAGAAACAGCUGCGCAGAAACAGCUCCGCAGAGACAGCUGCGCAGAGACAGCUGCGCAGAGACAGCUGCGCAGAGACAUCUGCGCAGUUACAGCUGCGCAGAAACAGCUGCGCAGAAACAGCUGCGCAGAAACAGCUGCGCAGAAACAGCUGCGCAGAAACAGCUGCGCAGAAACAGCUGCGCAGAAACAGCUGCGCAGAAACAGCUGCGCAGAAAUAGCUGCGCAGAAACAGAUGCGAAGAAACAGCUGCGCAGAAACAGCUGCGCAGAAACAGCUGCGCAGAAACAGCGGCGCAGAAACAGCGGCGCAGAAACAGCUGCGCAGGAACAGCUGCGCAGGAACAGCUGCGCAGAAACAGCUGCGCAGAAACAGCUGCGCAGGAACAGCUGCGCAGAAACAGCUGCGCAGAAACAGCUGCGCAGAAACAGCUGCGCAGAAACAGCUAUGCAGGAACAGCUGCGCAGGAACAGCUGCGCAGAAACAGCUGCGCAGAAACAGCUGCGCAGAAACAGCUGCGCAGAAACAGCUUCGCAGAAACAGCUGCGCAGGAACAGCUACGCAGAAACAGCUGCGCAGAAACAGCUGCGCAGAAACAGCUGCGCAGAAACAGCUGCGCAGAAACAGCUGCGCAGAAACAGCUGCGCAGAAACAGCUGCGCAGAAACAGCUGCGCAGAGACAGCUGCGCAGAGACAGCUGCGCAGAAACAGCUGCGAAGAAACAGCUGCGCAGAAACAGCUGCGCAGAAACAGCUGCGCAGAAAAAGCUGCGCAGAAACAGCUGCGCAGAAACAGCUGCGCAGAAACAGCUGCGCAGAAACAGCUGCGCAGAAACAGCUGCGCAGAAACAGCUGCGCAGAAACAGCGGCGCAGAAACAGCGGCGCAGAAACACUCUAUAGCCUCCGGUUACAGGAGCGUACCUCCAUGUUCAAUGUUUUUUGGGCAGUUGAACAUCUGCGCGGAGACGGCUGCGCAGAAGCGGCUGCGCGGAAGCGGCUGCGCGGAAGCGGCUGCGCGGAAACGGCUGCGCGGAAACGGCUGCGCGGAAACGGCUGCGCGGAAACGGCUGCGCGAGAACAGCUGCGCGAGAACAGGUGCGCGGGAACAGCUGCGCGGGAACAGCUGCGCAGGAACAGCUGCGCAGGAACAGCUGCGCAGGAACAGCUGCGCAGGAACAGGUGCGCAAAAACAGGUGCGCAGGAACAGGUGCGCAGGAACAGCUGCGCAGGAACAGCUGCGCAGAAACAGCUGCGCAGAAACAGCUGCGCAGAAACAGCUUCGCAGAAACGGCUGCGCUGGAACGGCUGCGCAGAAACGGCUGCGCAGAAACGGCUGCGCAGAAACGGCUGCGCAGAAACGGCUGCGCAGAAACGGCUGCGCAGAAACGGCUGCGCAGAAAAGGCUGCGCAGAAACGGCUGCGCAGAAACAGCUGCGCAGAAACAGCUGCGCAGAAGCAGCUGCGCAGAAGCAGCUGCGCAGAAGCAGCUGCGCAGAAGCAGCUGCGCAGAGGCAGCUGCGCAGAAGCAGCUGCGCAGAAGCAGCUGCGCAGAAGCAGCUGCGCAGAAGCAGCUGCGCAGAAGCAGCUGCGCAGAAGCAGCUGCGCAGAAGCAGCUGCGCAGAAGCAGCUGCGCAGAGGCAGCUGCGCAGAAGCAGCUGCGCAGAAGCAGCUGCGCAGAAGCAGCUGCGCAGAAGCAGCUGCGCAGAAGCAGCUGUGCAGAAGCAGCUGCGCAGAAACAGCUGCGCAGAAACAGCUGCGCAGAUACAGCUGCGCAGAUACAGCUGCGCAGAAACAGCUGCGCAGAAACAGCUGCGCAGAAACAGCUGCGCAGAAACAGCUGCGCAGGAACAGCUGCGCAGGAACAGCUGCGCAGGAACAGCUGCGCAGGAACAGCUGCGCAGGAACAGCUGCGCAGGAACAGCUGCGCAGGAACAGCUGCGCAGGAACAGCUGCGCAGGAACAGCUGCGCAGGAACAGCUGCGCAGGUACAGCUGCGCAGGAACAGCUGCGCAGGAACAGCUGCGCAGAAACAGCUGCGCAGGAACAGCUGCGCAGGAACAGCUGCGCAGGAACAGCUGCGCAGGAACAGCUGCGCAGGUACAACUGCGCAGGAACAGCUGCGCAGGAACAGCUGCGCAGAAACAGCUGCGCAGAAACAGCUGCGCAGAAACAGCUGCGCAGAAACAGCUGCGCAGAAACAGCUGCGCAGGAACAGCUGCGCAGAAACAGCUGCGCAGGAACAGCUGCGCAGGAACAGCUGCGCAGGAACAGCUGCGCAGGAACAGGUGCGCAGGAACAGGUGCGCAGGAACAGGUGCGGAGGAACAGGUGCGCAGGAACAGCUGCGCAGGAACAGGUGCGCAGGAACAGCUGCGCAGGAACAGCUGCGCAGGAACAGCUGCGCAGGAACAGCUGCGCAGAAACUGCUGCGCAGAAACUGCUGCGCAGAAACUGCUGCGCAGAAACAGCUGCGCAGGAACAGCUGCGCAGGAACAGCUGCGCAGAAACUGCUGCGCAGAAACUGCUGCGCAGAAACUGCUGCGCAGAAACAGCUGCGCAGGAACAGCUGCGCAGGAACAGCUGCGCAGGAACAGCUGCACAGAAACAGCUGCGCAGGAACAGCUGCGCAGGAACAGCUGCGCAGGAACAGCUGCGCAGGAACAGCUGCGCAGAAACAGCUGCGCAGGAACAGCUGCGCAGAAACAGCUGCGCAGAAACUGCUGCGCAGAAACUGCUGCGCAGAAACAGCUGCGCAGAAACAGCUGCGCAGAAACAGCUGCGCAGGAACAGCUGCGCAGAAACAGCUGCGCAGGAACAGCUGCGCAGGAACAGCUGCGCAGGAACAGCUGCGCAGGAACAGGUGCGCAGGAACAGGUGCGCAGGAACAGGUGCGGAGGAACAGGUGCGCAGGAACAGCUGCGCAGGAACAGGUGCGCAGGAACAGCUGCGCAGGAACAGCUGCGCAGGAACAGCUGCGCAGGAACAGCUGCGCAGAAACUGCUGCGCAGAAACUGCUGCGCAGAAACUGCUGCGCAGAAACAGCUGCGCAGAAACAGCUGCGCAGGAACAGCUGCGCAGAAACUGCUGCGCAGAAACUGCUGCGCAGAAACUGCUGCGCAGAAACUGCUGCGCAGAAACAGCUGCGCAGGAACAGCUGCGCAGGAACAGCUGCGCAGGAACAGCUGCGCAGGAACAGCUGCGCAGGAACAGUUGCGCAGGAGCAGCUGCGCAGGAACAGCUGCGCAGGAACAGCUGCGCAGAAACAGCUGCGCAGGAACAGCUGCGCAGAAACAGCUGCGCAGAAACAGCUGCGCAGGAACAGCUGCGCAGGAACAGCUGCGCAGGAACAGCUGCGCAGGAACAGCUGCGCAGAAACAGCUGCGCAGAAACAGCUGCGCAGAAACAGCUGCGCAGGAACAGCUGCGCAGGAACAGCUGCGCAGGAACAGCUGCGCAGAAACUGCUGCGCAGAAACUGCUGCGCAGAAACAGCUGCGCAGAAACAGCUGCGCAGGAACAGCUGCGCAGAAACAGCUGCGCAGAAACAGCUGCGCAGAAACAGCUUCGCAGAAACAGCUGCGCAGAAACAGCUGCGCAGAAACAGCUGCGCAGGAACAGCUGCGCAGAAACAGCUGCGCAGAAACAGCUGCGCAGGAACAGCUGCGCAGGAACAGCUGCGCAGGAACAGCUGCGCAGGAACAGCUGCGCAGAAACAGCUGCGCAGGAACAGCUGCGCAGGAACAGCUGCGCAGGAACAGCUGCGCAGGAACAGCUGCGCAGAAACAGCUGCGCAGAAACAGCUGCGCAGAAACAGCUGCGCAGGAACAGCUGCGCAGGAACAGCUGCGCAGGAACAGCUGCGCAGGAACAGCUGCGCAGGAACAGCUGCGCAGGAACAGCUGCGCAGGAACAGCUGCGCAGGUACAGCUGCGCAGGAACAGCUGCGCAGGAACAGCUGCGCAGGAACAGCUGCGCAGGAACAGCUGCGCAGGUACAGCUGCGCAGGAACAGUUGCGCAGGAGCAGCUGCGCAGGAACAGCUGCGCAGGAACAGCUGCGCAGGAACAGCUGCGCAGGAACAGCUGCGCAGGAACAGCUGCGCAGGAGCAGCUGUGCAGGAACAGCUGCGCAGGAACAGCUGCGCAGGAACAGCUGCGCAGAAACAGCUGCGCAGAAACAGCUGCGCGGAAACAGCUGCGCGGGAACAGCUGCGCAGGAACAGCUGCGCAGGAACAGCUGCGCAGGAACAGCUGCGCAGGAACAGCUGCGCAGAAACUGCUGCGCAGAAACUGCUGCGCAGAAACAGCUGCGCAGGAACAGCUGCGCAGGAACAGCUGCGCAGGAACAGCUGCGCAGGAACAGCUGCGCAGGAACAGCUGCGCAGGAACAGCUGCGCAGGAACAGCUGCGCUGGAACAGCUGCGCAGAAACAGCUGCGCAGGAACAGCUGCGCAGAAACAGCUGCGCAGGAACAGCUGCGCAGAAACAACUGCGCAGAAACAACUGCGCAGAAACAGCUGCGCAGAAACAGCUGCGCAGAAACAGCUGCGCAGAAACAGCUUCGCAGAAACAGCUGCGCAGAAACAGCUGCGCAGGAACAGCUGCGCAGAAACAGCUGCGCAGAAACAGCUGCGCAGAAACAGCUGCGCAGAAACAGCUGCGCAGAAACAGCUGCGCAGAAACAGCUGCGCAGAAACAGCUGCGCAGAAACAGCUGCGCAGAAACAGCUGCGCAGAAACAGCUGCGCAGGAACAGCUGCGCAGAAACAGCUGCGCAGGAACAGCUGCGCAGGAACAGCUGCGCAGGAACAGCUGCGCAGGAACAGGUGCGCAGGAACAGGUGCGCAGGAACAGGUGCGGAGGAACAGGUGCGCAGGAACAGCUGCGCAGGAACAGGUGCGCAGGAACAGCUGCGCAGGAACAGCUGUGCAGGAACAGCUGCGCAGGAACAGCUGCGCAGAAACUGCUGCGCAGAAACUGCUGCGCAGAAACAGCUGCGCAGGAACAGCUGCGCAGGAACAGCUGCGCAGAAACUGCUGCGCAGAAACUGCUGCGCAGAAACUGCUGCGCAGAAACUGCUGCGCAGAAACAGCUGCGCAGGAACAGCUGCGCAGGAACAGCUGCGCAGGAACAGCUGCGCAGGAACAGCUGCGCAGGAACAGCUGCGCAGAAACAGCUGCGCAGAAACAGCUGCGCAGGAACAGCUGCGCAGGAACAGCUGCGCAGGAACAGCUGCGAAGGAACAGCUGCGCAGAAACUGCUGCGCAGAAACUGCUGCGCAGAAACUGCUGCGCAGAAACAGCUGCGCAGAAACAGCUGCGCAGGAACAGCUGCGCAGGAACAGCUGCGCAGGAACAGCUGCGCAGGAACAGCUGCGCAGGAACAGCUGCGCAGGAACAGCUGCGCAGGAACAGCUGCGCAGGAACAGCUGCGCAGAAACAGCUGCGCAGGAACAGCUGCGCAGAAACAUCUGCGCAGGAACAGCUGCGCAGAAACAACUGCGCAGAAACAACUGCGCAGAAACAGCUGCGCAGAAACAGCUGCGCAGAAACAGCUUCGCAGAAACAGCUGCGCAGAAACAGCUGCGCAGAAACAGCUGCGCAGGAACAGCUGCGCAGGAACAGCUGCGCAGAAACAGCUGCGCAGAAACAGCUGCGCAGGAACAGCUGCGCAGAAACAGCUGCGCAGAAACAGCUGCGCAGGAACAGCUGCGCAGAAACAGCUGCGCAGAAACAGCUGCGCAGAAACAGCUGCGCAGAAACAGCUGCGCAGAAACAGCUGCGCAGAAACAGCUGCGCAGAAACAGCUGCGCAGGAACAGCUGCGCAGAAACAGCUGCGCAGGAGCAGCUGCGCAGGAACAGCUGCGCAGGAACAGCUGCGCAGGAACAGCUGCGCAGGAACAGCUGCGCAGGAACAGGUGCGCAGGAACAGGUGCGCAGGAACAGGUGCGGAGGAACAGGUGCGCAGGAACAGCUGCGCAGGAACAGGUGCGCAGGAGCAGGUGCGCAGGAACAGCUGCGCAGGAACAGCUGCGCAGGAACAGCUGCGCAGGAACAGGUGCGCAGGAACAGGUGCUCAGGAACAGGUGCGCAGGAACAGCUGCGCAGAAACAGCUGCGCAGAAACAGCUGCGCAGAAACAGCUGCGCAGAAACAGCUGCGCAGAAACAGCUGCGCAGAAACAGCUGCGCAGAAACAGCUGCGCAGAAACAGCUGCGCAGAAACAGCUCCGCAGAGACAGCUGCGCAGAGACAGCUGCGCAGAGACAGCUGCGCAGAGACAUCUGCGCAGUUACAGCUGCGCAGAAACAGCUGCGCAGAAACAGCUGCGCAGAAACAGCUGCGCAGAAACAGCUGCGCAGAAACAGCUGCGCAGAAACAGCUGCGCAGAAACAGCUGCGCAGAAACAGCUGCGCAGAAAUAG